Messenger RNA from Aspergillus puulaauensis, 834 nucleotides. RefSeq lists its product as uncharacterized. Gene Ontology annotation, biological process: carbohydrate metabolic process. Gene Ontology annotation, molecular function: chitin binding; hydrolase activity, hydrolyzing O-glycosyl compounds. The coding region runs from base 1 to 834 and encodes 277 amino acids. The transcript has 3 exons. NCBI's taxonomy places the organism in Eukaryota, Fungi, Ascomycota, Eurotiomycetes, Eurotiales, Aspergillaceae. The record is from RefSeq and is a predicted model, not a curated record.
AUGAAUGAUCCAGGUCCAACCCAGACUACAUUCUCCGACCUUGCUGCAUCGGAAGAGAAGCAGAAUACCUUCCUCGAGUCCCUUGUGAGCUUCGUACUGAACAACGGAUUCGAUGGUGUUGAUCUAGAUUGGGAGUACCCUGUUGCGGAUGAUCGUGGUGGCAAGCCAAAGGACUUUGACAAUUUCGUGACUUUUAUUAAACGCCUACGGGAGAGGCUGAAUCGGGUUCCGAGGCAGAUUGGACUAUCUAUUACUUUGCCCGCCUCAUAUUGGUAUCCGACAGGAUUUGAUAUUGUCCAUCUCGAACCGCAUGUUGACUUCCUAAACAUAACGACCUACGACAUUCGUGAAAAUCAACCUCGCCCUGGAGCUCCUCUGGCGCUGAACCUCGGGCUUGGCUUCUAUGGCCGCAGUUUCACCCUCUCGUCCCCGGACUGUAUACAAGCAGGCUGUGGAUGGAGUGAGGGCGGGCGGCCUGGCAAAUGCACAAACACAACAGGCAUUCUCCCCGCCACUGAGGUGUCGCGCAUUCUCAAGGAGGGGAAGGGAAAGCCAUUCCAAGACAAAGAGGCUGCGGUCCAAAUCGUUGUCUUUGACAAGGACCAGUGGGUUGCGUAUGAUGACGUGGAAACCUUGAAGAUGAAGCUAAAGUUCGCGAAUAAGCGAUUCUUGGGGGGCACUGUGGUUUGGGCUGUUGACUUAGACGAUGGUGGCUUGAUUGGGUCUUUGGGAACGGCCAUGGGGAAGGAAAAGGAGCUUGUUAUUGAUGAGCUCUUCGGCGAUUAUGACACGGAUUUGGGAACCAAUAAAACGGGGCAGCCUCCUGGGGCUUAG